Telopea speciosissima is the source of this 1536-nucleotide messenger RNA. Its product is annotated as magnesium transporter MRS2-11, chloroplastic. Lineage: Eukaryota; Viridiplantae; Streptophyta; Magnoliopsida; Proteales; Proteaceae. Gene Ontology annotation, biological process: transmembrane transport; magnesium ion transport. The record is from RefSeq and is a predicted model, not a curated record. The transcript is spliced from 14 exons. Gene Ontology annotation, molecular function: magnesium ion transmembrane transporter activity. The coding region runs from base 22 to 1437 and encodes 471 amino acids. Gene Ontology annotation, cellular component: membrane.
ACAGCAGUUGAAGCUCAAGGAAUGGCUACUUCUCUUCUGCACUUUCAUUCCCUAACCAUUCCAUCUUUUCAAGAAUCUCCAUUUCUGUUGUUUUUUCCGGAUCUCGCAAAUCCCCGUCUCACUCGAUCCUCAUGGUCGCCUUCUCUUGCUCAUAUUUCCUCCUCCUCCUCGUCCUCCCUGAGGAGCUCCACCGGCAAUUCUCAUGCUCUCUCCCCUAUCGUGUGGAGGUGUUCAUCUAGGGUCAAUUGCUAUCCUAGGUCGACCGAAGAGGGAUGGAGCGAAGGGGAAUCCAUCCAUACUGAAGGUAGUGGUGAUGAUUGCAGGGACAAUUACAACCACUCUGAAUCCCAGUCUCCAAUUGCUGCGACUUCUCCCGUCAAUUCGCAGAAAGUACCAACGUAUUCCUACGAUUCUCUUUCUCUGGGGAUUAGGGAGCCGGUGUACGAGGUGGUAGAAGUGAAGCCAGAUGGAAAAGUGUCUACAAGAAAAAUCAAUAGGCGGCACUUGUUGAAGUCAAGUGCAGGUCUUCGUCCACGAGACAUCCGGAGCAUUGAUCCUUCGUUGUGGGUGACUAACUCAAUGCCAUCAUUGUUGGUGCGUGAGCAUGCUAUUUUAUUGAAUCUUGGGUCCUUAAGGGCAAUCGCCAUGCAAGAGCAUGUUUUUAUUUUUGAUUAUCACCGUAAAGGAGGAAAAGCUUUUCUUGCUUCAUUGUUGCCUCGCUUAAACCAGAAAAACACAAAUGGUGGGCCAUUCAUGCCAUUUGAACUUGAGGCUGUUGAAGCAGCUUUGAUUUCAAGAAUACAGCGUUUAGAGCAGAGACUAAUGGAUGUGGAACCUCGUGUUGCCACAUUACUUGAAGUUUUACCAAAUCGGUUGACAGCUGAUGUACUAGAGCAACUUCGUCUCAGUAAGCAAACCUUGGUUGAAUUGGGUUCACGGUCCGGAGCUCUGAGACAGAUGCUGCUCGAUCUUCUAGAAGAUCCCGAUGAAAUACGGCGUAUGUGUAUCAUGGGAAGAAACUGCUCGCUUAGGAAAGGAAGCGGUGAUAUUGAGUGCUCUGUUUCCAUAGACAAGGAGAUUGCUGAAGAAGAAGAGGAAGAGAUUGAAAUGCUUUUGGAAAAUUAUCUUCAAAGAUGCGAAUCUUGUCAUGGUCAAGCAGAAAGACUCCUUGAUUCUGCAAAGGAAAUGGAAGAUUCUAUCGCUGUCAACUUAAGCUCACGGAGACUUGAGGUUAGCAGACUUGAACUGCUUCUCCAAGUUGGGACAUUUUGUGUGGCAGUUGGUGCUCUUGUAGCAGGUAUUUUUGGGAUGAAUUUGAAGUCCUAUCUUGAAGAGCAUGUGUAUGCAUUUUGGCUUACAACUGCUGGCAUUAUUGUUGGUGCUGUCGCUGCGUUCUAUCUUCUGUAUUCUUACCUUAGGGCAAGGAAAAUAUUGUAAUGUUUGAGGUUCUUCAAAGGUUGGCAGACCUAUUUGACAAAGGUGACACAUACAGAAUCCAGCACCCGAGUGGUGGGAAAGAUUGAAAGAUGGUAUUUU